AUGUCUUCUACUCCGAGACUCCAAUGCGCCGAUGUCGACCCCAGUCCCUUGGGCCAGCCCCUCAAGUUUGAGUUCUCGGGCCGUACAGCCCCAAACCGGUUCUUGAAGGGAGCCAUGAGUGAGCGUCUUGCUUCUUUCUCUUUCAACGACCUCAAUGCUCGUGGUAUUCCUUCGCCUGCCUUAAUUCAGGCCUACAAGAGCUGGGGUGAGGGACAAAUUGGAAUCAACCUGACCGGUAAUGUCAUGAUCGAUCCCGGUCACCUCGAGGCAGCCGGGAACCCAGUCAUCCCUCAGCAUGCGCCGUUCUCAGGUGAGCGGUUCAAGCGUUUCCAGGAGCUCGCGACAGCUGGAAAGGCUGCUGGCAUGCUCAUUGUCGCCCAGGUUGGACACCCUGGCCGUCAGACUCCUCAGUAUCUUCAGCCGAACCCGAUCAGUGCCAGUGAUGUUCAAGUCAAAGGUGAUCCUAUGGGUAUGACAUUCGGAAAGCCCCGUGCUGCUACGGAGGAAGAUAUUGCCAACAUCAUUGAUGGCUUUGCUCACGCUGCCGAGUAUCUUGAUAAGGCUGGCUUUGAUGGUAUCCAACUUCAUGGUGCGCACGGUUAUCUUCUUAGUCAGUUUUUGUCGCCUACUACAAACCUUCGUACCGACAAGUAUGGUGGCAGUUUGAAGAACCGGAUGAGAUUGAUCUUGGAGGUUCGGGAUGAGAUCGCCAAGAGGGUUAGCAAGGAGUUCAUUGUCGGCAUCAAGGUCAACAGUGUUGAGUUCCAGGAGAAGGGCUUCCAGCCUGAAGAGGCCAAGGAGCUGUGCGAGGCUCUUGAGGAGCAUGCUUUCGACUUUGUUGAACUGUCGGGUGGUACUUAUGAGAAUUGGCCUUUGGCCAACCAGAAGCGGGAGUCCACGCUGGAGCGUGAAGCUUUCUUCUUGGACUUCGCCAAACUCAUCGUGCCCGGUUUGACUAAGACCAAGACCUACGUCACUGGAGGCCUGAAGACCGUCGAGGGCAUGGUCAAGGCUCUUGACACCGUUGACGGAGUUGGUCUUGGUCGUGCUCUCUGCCAGGAGCCCAACCUUUGCGCGCAGAUCCUGUCCGGUCAGGUCAAGAGUGCCAUGCUUCAGAAGUUGGACAUGCUGGACUUCGGUGCCACUGCCGGUGCGGCUGGUCUUCAAAUUUCGCAGAUGGGCAAGGGCUUGCAGCCCAUUGACCUCUCUGUGCAAGAGAACGUUAUGAAGCUUUUCGGCACCCUGGGUGCAUGGGCUGCCGAGAGGAAGGAGAACCCAGACCUCUACGAGUUCCCUGCCCUGCCGGGCUAUGAGGUUCCCUACUCCACUGGGCUCCUGUAA
Molecule: messenger RNA, 1341 nt
Organism: Penicillium maclennaniae
Lineage: Eukaryota; Fungi; Ascomycota; Eurotiomycetes; Eurotiales; Aspergillaceae
Product: NADH:flavin oxidoreductase/NADH oxidase family protein
Exons: 2
Coding region: 1-1341 (446 amino acids)
Molecular function (GO): oxidoreductase activity; FMN binding
Source: RefSeq, a predicted model, not a curated record